Messenger RNA from Artibeus jamaicensis (Jamaican fruit-eating bat), 6144 nucleotides. RefSeq names its product ABI family member 3 binding protein (gene ABI3BP). Gene Ontology annotation, biological process: extracellular matrix organization; positive regulation of cell-substrate adhesion. Lineage: Eukaryota; Metazoa; Chordata; Mammalia; Chiroptera; Phyllostomidae. Gene Ontology annotation, molecular function: protein binding. Bases 107 to 5044 code for a protein of 1645 amino acids. The record is from RefSeq and is a predicted model, not a curated record. The transcript has 62 exons.
CAGUGCAGCCGCCCGCCUGUCACUGGGAGACAGUCCACUUAAAUGCAGCUCCAGAGCUGCGGGACACCCACCAGCAUCAGUCCCCGUGUGAGGUGGCAAAUGCAACAUGCUCUCCAGCUUGGGGUGUCUACUUCUCUGUGGAAGUAUUGCGCUAGCCCUGGGAAAUGCACAGAAAUUGCCAAAAGGUAAAAGGCCAAACCUGAAAGUCCACAUCAAUACCACAAGUGACUCUAUCCUCUUGAAGUUCCUGCGUCCAAAUCCUCAUGUAAAACUGGAAGGUUUUCUCCUGGGAUAUGGCAGCAAUUUAUCACCAAACCAGUACUUCCCUCUUCCCUCGGAAGGGAAAUACACCGAGGCUGAAGUUGAUGCGGAGCCGAAAUAUCUGAUUGUGGUGCGGCCUGCCCCUGUGCCAAGUCAAAAGAAGUCAUGCUCAGGCAAAAGACGGUCUCGCAAACCUCUCCAGCUGGUGGUUGGCACUCUGACACCAAGCUCUGUGUUCCUGUCCUGGGGUUUCCUUAUUAACCCACACCAUGACUGGACAUUGCCGAGUAACUGUCCCAAUGACAGGUUUUAUACUAUUCGCUACAGAGAAAAGGAUAAGGAAAAGAAAUGGAUUUUUCAACUCUGUCCAGCCACUGAAACAAUUGUAGAAAAUCUAAAGCCUGACACAGUUUAUGAAUUUGGAGUGAAAGACAAUGUAGAAGGUGGAAUCUGGAGUAAAAUUUUCAAUCACAAGACUAUUAUUGGAAGUAUAAACAAAGUAAAUGGGAAAAUUCAAAGUACCUAUGAUCAAGCGAACACAGUGCCUGCACAUGUCCCAAGGAAGCUGAUCCCAAUAACAAUCAUCAAGCAAGUGAUUCAGAAUGUCACUCACAGGGCUUCCACAAAAUCCCCAGAUAAGACCCCCAUUGGAGGAACAAUACUGGUCCACCUUGUUAUUCCUGGCCUUAAUGAAACAACUGUAAAACUUCCUACGUCCAUAAUGUUUGAUAUUUCAGAUGCAAUCAAGACACAAUUAGCUAAGAAUGAAACCUUGGCAUUACCAGCUGAAUCUAAAACACCAAAGGUAGAAGAAAUCCCAGCACAGCCCAUAACAGCGUCUCCUGAAUCACUUCCAAGGACCACUAAACCCACUGUAUCUAGUGCCUUAGACAUGUCAGAAACAACACUGGCUCCGAAAAGACUUCCAGAAUUUCCUCAGGCAAAAAUACCCUUCCUUUCUGAGAAACCUGGGGGCAGCUGGGCUUCAAGUGAAAAGCCAUGGACUGUACCUAUCACUAAAACAUCUGAAGACUCCAAAGUUCUACCACCUCAAACUGCAACUUAUGAUGUUUUCUCAAGCCCUACAACAUCGAUCGAGCCUGAAAUAUCAGAGUCCCACGCAGCAACAAGUGAUCCAUUUCUGGAUUCUGUCCCACCUAAAACUUCUAGAACUCUUGAACAGCCAAGGGCAACACUGGCUCCAAGUGAAAUACCAUUUGGUCCUCAAAAGGUGGAAGUCAUUCCCCAUCCUGAAAUGCAACCUACAACACCUGCUCCCCUGCAAACCACAUCCGUUUCUUCUACACCUAAACAACGCCUCAGGCCCAAACCACCAAGAAUCAAACCUGAAAGAACCAAAAGGCCUGGAACCACAACAUCUAAAAUUUCUAAAGGCCCUGAACCAACAUGGACAACACUGGCUCCCAGUAAAACACAGUUUAUUUCUUUGAUACCUAAAUCCCCUGUCAGCCCAGAAGUGACACACAUCAAACCUGCCCCGGAACCUCAGGCUCCAACACCAUCGCAGUCAACAAUAGUCGCUGAACCUGGAACGCUGGGAACCAAACCUACAACAACAACAUUAGCUUCACGAAAGACUAAACGACCAGGUCGUCGACCCCGCCCUAAAACCACUCCUAGUCCUGAUGUGCCCAAGUCCAAACCUGCUCUGGAACCUGCUACAGUACAACCGGAGCUCUUGGUGCCCACAAUCGAUUCAAAACCACCAAAGCAAUUACUUCCUAAGCCCCAAACCACAAAACCAGAUGUGCCUUCAAUUAAACCUGCCUUUAAGCCCGUUACCGUUGAGACUGACACUCCCGCCGUAACCGUAGUUCCUGCCACAGACAUUGAAGCUGUAACUAUGAGAACUGAGACUCCCUGGACAACAAUAGCUCCAAAAACGUCACAACAACCAAGAACACGUCGUCCACGUCCCAAAAUUCCAAAACCUUCGAAACAUAAAACCACACCGAGCCCAGAGGCACCGAAGACUGUACUAGAAAUUGAACCUAUUACUCCUGGGACAUCUUUAGCUCCAACAACAACAACAAAAAGACCCCGUCGUCCACGUCUCAAACCUAAAACCACGCCCCAUCCGGAAGUACCUCAGGCUACACUGGCUCCUGCCACAGUCUUUGAACCAGUUAUUCUCACAACCGAGGCUCCAGGGAUGACGCUAGCUCCUGUUACAGUCCUUGAACCAGUUACACCUACAAAAGAGGCUCCAGCAACAGCAUUUGUUCCUGUUACAGACCUUGAACCUAUUACUUUUACAACUGAGACCUCUGGGACAACAUUAGCUACCAAAGCAUCAAAAAGGCCCCAUCGUCCACGUCCCAGACCUAAAACCACACCGAGCCCUCAAGUACCUCAGACCAAACCGGUUCCUGCUACCGCCCUUGAACCCGUCACUCUAAGACCACAGGCUCCAAGAACAACAUUAGCUUCCAAACCAUCACAACGCACAGGUCGCCCAUGUCCCAGACCAAAAACCACACCACCUCCUGAAACACCUGAGUCCCAACCAGUUUCUACUGCAGCCUUUGAACCCAUUCCAUUCAGGACUGAGCCUUGGGUAACAACACAAGCUCCCAAACCACCAAAACGGACCCGUCGUCCACGUCUCAAACCCAAAACCAUAACAACUACUGAGGCACCUCAAACCAAACUGGUUCCUAUUACAGAUCUUGAGCCUGGUACUCCUAGAACUGAAGUUCCAGAAAUCGUAGUUCUACCUACAGUCCUUGAACCCGUCGCUCUUAGAACCAAGGCUCCAGAAACAACAUUAGUUCCUACUACAGGCUUUGAACUUGUUAUCCACAGUUCUGAGGCCCCAGAAACAUCAGUUUCUGAAGUCCAAGAAUCUGUUACAUUUAACACUGGGUCGUCAGAGGAAGCUAUAGCAUCCACGGAAACAGAUUAUGUAUAUCCCACUGCCAAAGCACCACUCAGGCCAGAGGAGCCAAACACCGAAGUUGUGGAAUCUAUUACAAAUGUGUCUGAACCACCUGAGACCACAUUAGCUCCCAAGCAAAUACCGCUCAUUCCUCCCAAGCCAAAAACAUCUCCACGUCCAAGAGUCCCACAAACACAGCAAGUGGCUAAGGUGCUCCAGCGUGUUACUUCAAAGCCAAAAAUGUCACCAAAGCCGGAAGUGUCAUAUACUCCACCUGUUCCAGAGGUGCCCCUUCCCCGUAAACCAGACCACCAAGUCUCUCAGAGCGAACCUGUUCUGCAGCCCGUCACCUUUAGAAUCGAUCUCCCAGCGGCAACAAUAGCUCCUCUAGAGACUCGAGGCAGCCCUUUCAUUCCUAUGAUUUCACCAAGUCCUAGUCAAGAGGAGCUACAAAGCACUCUGGAAGUAGACCAAUCCACCCAAGAACACUUCACAGCUAAGAUUCCACGAACAACUGAAUUGGCAAAGACAACUCAGGCACCACACAGAUGGCACACUGCUCCUGUGAGGCCCAGAGUACCAGACAGACCGCACUCCAGACCUGCUCUGAAUAAGACAACUACAAGACCCAGCAGGCCCAGACCCAGCGGGCUGCCUGCAGGGGAUGGGAUGGGAACAGGGGUCAAGGAAGUACCAUUGAGUGCUGAUAGAAAUAUGUCCAUGAACUUCACCCACUUCACAAAGAAACCAGCUACUAUUCCAGGCACCCGCCGCCCGCCCUGGGCACUUAGGCCCACACCCCCACGACGAAAACCUUUACCGCCAAACAACGUCACUGGGAAGCCGGGAAGUGCAGGAAUCAUUUCAUCAGGUUUAGGAACGUCCCCACCCUCGAAGACAGCCCUCAGGCCUACAGGGACCCCCUCAGAGGGAACAGAGAUAGAUAAAAAGCAACCGACAGCUCCCGCCUCAGGAGAAGAUCUUGGUAAUCUAAGUGACUUUAGCUCAAGUCCAACAAGAGAAACUGAUCCUCUUGGGAAGCCCAGAUUCAAAGGUCCUCAUGUGCGAUACAUCCCAAAGCCUGACAACAGGCCCUGCUCCAUCACUGACUCCAUCAAACGGUUCCCCAAAGAGGAGGCCAUGGAGGGAAAUGCCACCAGCCCGCCACAGAACCCUCCUUCCAACCUCACUGUGGUCACCGUGGAAGGGUGCCCCUCUUUUGUCAUCUUGGACUGGGACAAGCCACUAAAUGACACUGUCACUGAAUAUGAAGUUAUAUCCAGAGAGAAUGGGUCAUUCAGUGGGAAGAACAAGUCCAUUCAAGUUACAAAUCAAACCUUCUCCACAGUAGAAAAUCUAAAACCAGACACAAGCUAUGAAUUCCAGGUGAAACCUAAAAACCCACUUGGAGAAGGCCCGGCCAGCAACACAGUGGCAUUCAGUACUGAAUCAGCGGAUCCAAGAGUGAGCGAGCCGGUUUCUGGAGGAAGAGAUGCCAUCUGGACAGAAAGGCCCUUUAAUUCAGACUCUUACUCAGAAUGUAAGGGCAAACAAUAUGUCAAAAGGACGUGGUAUAAGAAGUUUGUAGGGGUGCAGUUGUGCAACUCUCUCAGAUACAAGAUUUACCUGAGCGAUUCCCUCACAGGACAAUUUUAUAACAUAGGUGAUCAGAGAGGCCAUGGAGAAGAUCACUGCCAAUUUGUGGACUCGUUUUUAGAUGGGCGCACAGGACAGCAACUGUCUUCUGACCAGUUACCCAGAAAAGAAGGCUAUUUCAGAGCAGUUCGCCAGGAACCUGUCCAAUUUGGAGAAAUUGGUGGUCACACCCGAAUCAAUUAUGUCCAGUGGUACGAAUGUGGGACCACAAUUCCUGGGAAAUGGUAGAUGCUAUGAUCACGGUCACAAGUGCCUUCUGUGUCAUCAUGGCAAAAUACAACUGCAAACACUACGGUAUUUGUCACAUUCAUUUAAAGCUGUUCUGUUUACUAUGUAUAAAAGUUUAAAAUCUAAUUGAUAGCAAUAUCAGAUGUUUAUAGGAAGAUUGCUGAGAAUAUUUAUCAAGUUUUACAAAGUCGUUUUUAGAAGACAAGGUAUUAACAUUUUGGGGGGAAGCUGGCUCCCUAUUCAUGGUAUUUUAAGAGAUUAUUUGUAUAUUAUUUAUCACACUGUUGUAAUGUUUUGAAAUACUUUUAUAACAAAAUUAACAUCAAAAACUAAUAUACAUUUAAAAAAAUAUUUACUGUUACUAAUGCAUAUUCUUCCUAUUGGUGAACUAAUUCCAUGAAUCUCUACCUGGUUUAACUUAUUAGAUCAAAUUAUCUUCAGUACAGCCCUAAGGGGAAAAAGACCCAAUAUUCACACAUUUAUUUAAACUUCAAUUUUUCAGCAACAGUUGAAUAACUUUUCUGAAGCAUUUAAAUAAACAUUGAUGUGAAUAUACAAUUCCUUAAAUAUAUGCAAAUUAUUUAAAAGGUUGCAGCUGAAUUAGUAAAUUUCAUGAGCUAAAAACAAUAUCGAGAAUGAUAUAUUUCAACAAUACAUUUUUUCUACUCUACUCAUAAUUAUUAGUGUUUGAAUAUACUCUGUCAAACUAAGCCUUCAAGCAACUGUCUUCAUAUUGUUUUUAAUAGAAUUCUAAAUAAGCUGUAAGCAGAAACUGAAUGUGUCAGAAAGAUAACACGUGAUGAGAUUGCUUACCAUUUUAUGGGAUAUUUACUACAUUUUGACACAUAAGACUUCUGGGAAUGACUGUAUCAAAGGAUGUUUUCAUAUUCUAACUCCCCUGUACAGAAAAUCAUUUACCUUUAUUCAAAAAGGUAUUUCUUCAUUUAGGGAGGGAGGUGGGGAUGCUGCACUGCUGCCCUCGUUCUGAGAGGACCCCAUACUUACUCCGUUCAACAUGCUUCAGUUUUACCAGUGCUACAUUUUGUUACAAGUUUCAAACAAGUAGAAACUCUGCAAUAAAGAAAUGUUGUCUUUUUUAA